Molecule: messenger RNA, 3784 nt
Organism: Varroa destructor (honeybee mite)
Lineage: Eukaryota; Metazoa; Arthropoda; Arachnida; Mesostigmata; Varroidae
Product: transmembrane protein 135-like
Source: RefSeq, a predicted model, not a curated record
UCAUCUCGUCGACCGCCUAAGACACAUAGCCGCGACAAGUAAUAAUUCAUUUGACGUUCAAACUGAAAAACUUCAGUAUGUGUUAUCCGUUGGCGUAAUGAAACCAAGAGCCGAACUACAUAACUAUUUACCAGCCUGAUAAGUUUUCGUCAUACGCUUAUGUAAUUUCGAUGCGUGGAAAUUAAAAAGUGCCCUGCCAACAUAGCGUCACAGAAGGAAAAUUGACCUGUGAACGGUACUGAUUCGUCGGAUAGACUAUUCGGUGGCCAUCGAUUAGGAGGGUCGUCAAAUACACGAGCGAGCAUUUUCGACUCCAAUAGAAUCGUUAUUAAAAGUACAGCUUUUGUGUUUUCAUAUUGUGGAUAUAACGAAAGAUACACAAGCACAACGAUAAACAUUGUGUGUAAAUGAACUUGACUACUAUUUGUGAUCCGCUUUUGGGAAUAGAGCUAAUAACGUACUAUUCGGAAUAGUGUCACAAUGACGAUUUUAUCAAAGCUUCUGUUAUCACGACUACGAUUCAAUUGCUACGAAUUAGGCCACACCUGGAACCCGAGCUGUAGUCAAGUUCGUCUUCAGCUCUUCACCGAUUCUUACAAAUCACUGCUUCCACUAUAUCUGUUUUUGAACUCAUCGUCUUAUAUUUACCGGUAUAAAACGGUAUCGUAUAAGAAUUUAUGGCCGAUCGUUCGCACCGUGUUGGUUAGAUCUCACCGUUCAGCAACAGCCCUUGGAAUAUUCUUCUUUGUCACAUCAUUAAUCCUUUGUAACGUAGGACAUUACCUUGGAUUCUACAAUCCGUUGAUCCUGUACAUGGCAAGCUUCGUCUCGGCGUUUUUAGCAGGUAUCGUUGAGACGGAUCGUCGCCUGCAUCUCUAUAUAGUCUACAUGCUACAACUAACGUUCGAGAUGUUUGUAGCUCUGGCAAGAGACUACCAGAUCAAGGGCCAUCCUAUCAUUACACCGUUGGUGCUUGCCGCCAGCAUUGCCACCCACACGUAUUACUCAAGGACGAAUGGCCUGUCCCAAACGAACUUCAGCAAUUUUUUACUGCUUAUUGUUGGUAAGCAAAACUUGAGCUGUGUUAAUAGUAGUGACAGUACGAACACUGCUGGCGGCGGCGGCGGCACGACAAGCAAAACAGGCACCUCGAUUUGCGAAACACAAGGUCAAAAUUUAUGCAGACACAUCGAUACCUGCGCUUCAUUCGCGCUCAAGAGGUCGGCGAUCGUAUUUGCGUGCGGCGCAGGAGCAUCGCUUGGGUUUCGGCUAGUAUCGUCCAUUCCCCAGGCGAUAAUGCAGGUCCGAAGCGGCCUAGCGGUCUCCGCUGCCCUGCGAAGGAUAUUAUCUAAGAAGAAUAUGACAAUGGCCGUUGAUCUUGGAGCCGGCCUCGCAAGCUUCUGCGGUGUUUACAACAGAAUGGCCUGCUACCUUCGCCAGAGAAACGGAAAAGAAGAGCUAUGGCAUACCAUACCUUCGUCUGUGCUAGCGACAUUUGCCUCUUACCUGUUUUGGCCUUCGGAGAGAUUAGCCAUAUACGCGUUAUGCAACACCCUAUACGAUUUGUACAUGGCUGGUGUAAAAAAACAAACAAUCCCUAUUCCGCCAUAUGGGCCCCAGCUGACUUUUGCUCUUAUUUCUGGGAUUAUGUUUGCUAUGGGCUCGCUUAAACCUCACUACGUCCGAAAAUCCUACGUAAACUUCCUAAAUCGAAUUCUUGGACGCAGGAUCUCCCUCAUUAACUGGAGUGCGAUAUCGUACAUGGGCUUCGACAGUUCCAAAGUGUACAAAGAAAAUCUACCAUUUCUUCUCAACCCCGAGUAUGUGAGCAGGUUUUACAUGCAAACGAUGUGGGUUUGGUCUCUGGCCGAUCAUGUAAACAAGACAUAUAGCAGACAACCAGUACCUUCUUAGUUGUGCGGAUACCGAUGUGUCUCCGUCGAAUCAUCUCGAGUGUCGAUGACAUAAGCGCUACAUCCCAGCUCCGAAUACACCGAAAGUGGACUAGAAAGAAGCCGUAGACGCGCUACUCUGACGUAGAUAUGGUUGAAGAGGAAUACUGAGAGGAUAUCGAAGAAUGUCUUAGAGUUUAUCUCGUUUGACUGCUGUUAUACGCCUCCCUUCGACUCCGUCCUUACAGCAUGCGAUCAAAGAUCCCUGACCGAAAAACAUCCCAAAUCAGUAAUGAACAACAUUAGCGGAAAUCAACGUGAAGCAAAUAGCCAAAUAGAAACUUCGUCGUAGAUCUAAUAAAGUUCAAUCAUUGUACCUUCGUCAUUCGGGAGGCGCCGAGGUGGAUUCGUGGGUGGUCUUAAAGAACAAAGCCUAAUUUACUGAGACGUGAGGUUGUGUUAUUAAAUCGUUUAUCUGAAAUGUUUAUCAGUUAUCCUAAACCUUCUAUCGAAGCUAAAUUAUUAGAGCUGCCUCUAAAUCGUUCUAAUGCAAACCGUUAGGCGUUCGCCAUAAGACUGAUCUACUGCUAUGUAAUCUUAGAGUGGCUUUUCACGGACAUUGUCCGGUUGCUUUAUUCUUUUAAGCAUGCGGCAUACUGCCUACUGCACGUAUUAUUUCGAUAAGCCAAAAGGCCAGAAUGAAAGGUCGAAAAAUCUCUACCGCAGGCUCGUCCUGAUCCGCGUGUACUAGAAGCGAUAUGCCAAUAAAUUCGAGUUAGGUUGAACUUCGAAAACUAAUUCUCAAUUGGAAUACCUUACAAAUUGCAAAGACGCGAUAAAAACAAGCAGCUGGAAAAGGGCUCAAGCUCAAAGACCAGUUAGAGUUUCUCCGGACCUUCUAUAAAUUAUUACCCACCGAAGAUGGGAAGAGAACGAAUUGAAGAGAAAUUCGCAAAGCUUAUCGGUGCAAGAAUGUUGAACAGCUGUUUAAGCUGACUGAACGCUAGGAGGAGACCUACUUAGAACUCACAUAUUAACUUCUGUGCGGAAGAUAUGUAUAUACUUAAAUGCAUUAUCUACUAGCUAAGAUACCUAUGGUAAAGGCAACGAAUUUAAAAUGCGCGGUUCAAUUGGGCUCAGUUACUUAUGCUAUCCACUGAUGUCCUGAAAUAAUAAAGCCUUAUCUUCAUUCGAUUAACCCGCUCAACUGUCAUUUAGCGGUCGUACACUACAAUAGCAUAUAACAACGUUGUAGAAGCAAGGUACAGUAGACCAACUGUUGCUAGAGAUUUUACUAUUGAAAAAUGCGUUUAACCGUCGAAUGUUAAUAGAUGAAUACUCACUGUAAUGCGUUCCGAGUGGCCCUGUCAGGACCACCGGUGAUGGGCCUUUAGAGCGUGUAUUGGCUCUCAGAGGCCCAGAACCUACGUCAGAAAACGAAUAAAAAUAAAGCUACAGAUUUCAGCUUAACAUACUCAUUAUGUUAAGAAUUUAUAGAACAGUAGUGCAUAUAUAGCUGUGAAAUACUGCGGCCUACAAAGUAGGCACCUAAGUCUUUUUGCAUAAAAAAUAAAUGCUAUAACAGCAACGGCUCUAGAGAAUAGAUGUAUGAGAAAUCGUAUAAGCCUGUUAUAAAAUUCAGUGUUGCUGAGAAUAACAAAAACAAAAUUGCUGCUCGUUUCAUAUACAUAAAAGAAUUAUUAUGUAUAAUAUUAUCAGAACGAAUUCGGACUCUAUGAUAACGAUACACGUCAGAUAUGUAAACUUGGUACGCAACUGAAUUUUGGCCUGAUUUGUUCUUUAGGGGCACUACUACUACCUAUUUUUUUUCAAUUGCCUUUAUGUUUAUGCUCAAGUAAUUCGACCUUUCUAAACUAAAAAACAGAAAAUAG